Messenger RNA from Coturnix japonica (Japanese quail), 1029 nucleotides. NCBI's taxonomy places the organism in Eukaryota, Metazoa, Chordata, Aves, Galliformes, Phasianidae. The record is from RefSeq and is a predicted model, not a curated record.
AGCUGUGUGGGGCCGCCAAUUUCCCCCCGCCCACCCACCACUCCCUCCUUUAUUUUUCCCCCCUUAUUCCCCCCCCACACAGUUAAGCUCUUCUCACUUUAAAAUUCCUUUUCCUACUGGGUCAGCAAAUCAAGGGCAGCCCUUCCCCCUUACCACACCCCAUGUCAUUAAACACAAGGGAGGACUUUGCUUUAGGUCAGAGCUUAUAUCUUGCACUGCCAUUUCCACCCCCAUCCGUCGAUCCCAUUGCAGGAGGAGCAGAAAUGGACCGUAGGAGCGUAGACAUCCAACUCACCAACAGCACAGCGGAUGUCACCCUGCGUAACCCCAGGAGGUGCAGAAAUGGCCCAUAGGAGCGUGGAGAUCCAAAUCACCAACAGCACAAGGGAUAUCACCCUGCGUAACCCCAGGUCCUACUGCUACAGCGGAUACAGCUCCAGCCCCCCCAGCCCCAUCAUCCAACCAGGAGACACAGGAUGCUGCACCUUCAACAACACCCCAGCCCGUUUACGGGGCAGUGUUGGCGUCCUGGUCUAUGAAGCUGAAACCUUCACCUUGGCCAUCCUCUUCUCCAACCCUUUCGACUACAACUUGUAUAGUAUGGAGUUUGCUGUGGAGAUCUCCCCAGAGAAAGCCCACGUUGGCCAACUGCAAGACGUCUAUAAUAGGAUGUAUAGAGGUUUACCUGCCAAUCCCAACAACACUGGCAUGUUCCAGUUAGCCAAGCUCAGUGAUACACAGGAGACAUCGAUUGUCUCUGCUGGUGGCACUAAGGUCACGGCCACCAUGUCCACUGCUGCAAACUCUAUCAUUAAAGUAGUUGUAGAGAACCAGGAAAUCCCUCCCCCAUAUUCAAAGGCAAAAUAACCCCUUGUCUUUAGGUCCUUUGACCCAAGGAGAGGGAGAAGAUUGGAGAAGAAGGAAGGAAGGAAUGGCCCCCACUUCCAGUAGAUGCUGAGCAAAGAGGGCUGCCCUCAAAAGGCAAUGGCAGCAAAUCAUAGCAAUAAAAUGCAACUCAGAUAAACAUAA